Mus pahari (shrew mouse) is the source of this 1272-nucleotide messenger RNA. Its product is annotated as ZAR1-like protein. The record is from RefSeq and is a predicted model, not a curated record. The transcript is spliced from 3 exons. Gene Ontology annotation, molecular function: mRNA base-pairing post-transcriptional repressor activity. Gene Ontology annotation, cellular component: cytoplasm. Bases 1 to 1272 code for a protein of 423 amino acids. Gene Ontology annotation, biological process: translation. Lineage: Eukaryota; Metazoa; Chordata; Mammalia; Rodentia; Muridae.
AUGGAGCGUCUUUUCCGUGUUCCCUGUGGCUAUGGGACCACAGACCCUUUGACCUACCCUGGCCCCUGGAGACAUGGUCAACAGCAAAACUGGCCACAAACUAUGGGCGCUCCCAUUUUCCUAGCCAGGCCUAGGGUACCAGCAAAUGUCUCGCAGUCCUGUAUGGACCCUUACAACAGGGCUCAGCUUCAGGCCNUUUCCACUNAGAUGAACCCCAACCUGNGUCUAUGGCUACGCAAGGUCCACACCAAGGAGGUGGGCGUACAGGUGAGCCUUCGAGUGGACAAGUCAGUGCAGUGUUCACUGGGGUCACAGACCCUACACAGCAGCUCCCUCACGGACAGAACCAGCUCUAGGAAACCCACCGAAGCUUGGCAAGUAGGGCGGAAAGUCUUGAUCCGGCCACCCCAGGAUGGGGAAGACGAGGAAAGCCAGGAGCUCACAGGACCUACAGAGGCCAAUCAGCUGUUGCUACCUACAUGGAGAUGGGAUAGUGAGGAGCAGUUCCCAAGGCUGAAGGAAUUGGGGGAGGAAUAUGCCCCCAGCCCUCAGGACAGGAAGGGCAAGCAGUUUUUGGAACUAAAAUACGGCUAUUUUCACUGUAAAGAUUGUAAGAGGAGAUGGGAGAGUGCUUAUGUGUGGUGCAUCUCAGGUACCAACAAGGUUUAUUUCAAACAGCUCUGUAACAAGUGCCAAAAGAGUUUUAACCCUUACCGAGUAGAAGCAAUCCAGUGUCAGACCUGCUUAAGAUUCUGCUGUUCCUGUUCUCCAAAGAAAAGACACAUUGAUGUCCGGAGGCCACACCGCCAGGAGCUCUGUGGCCACUGCAGAGACAAAAAAUUCUCCUGUAGUGUCUUCUUCAGCUUAAAAUAUGUGGGGUGCCUAGGUCCAGCCCCUGAAUGCUCUUUGGUUGAUGGUUCAUUCUCUGUGAGCACCCAUUGGCCCAGGUACUUUCACCACCAAACUGAAAACUUGCUUAUCAGUUUAACCAAUGUAGCUGUGUUAAGAGGAAGGUUUCUACAGGCAGGAUGUCGGAUCCACAAUGGAUACAUUGGGGGUAGGAACACAGAAGACCAUGCCAGUGAGCUUCCAGUUCAGCUCUGGGUUGACCUUGCCCACAGCCUUGGCAGCACCAUUGGACGCACGGAUGAUAUUUCAGGCAGCCCCAGGACUGCCAUACCACAGCUUUUAAGAGGGGUCAUUCACAGUCUUUUGAGUGACAGUAAUGGCAUGGACCGUGGUCAUGAGCUCUUCCAAAGUUGUCAGGGGUGA